UUGAGAAGGAGGACUGAAAUAAUUCUAAAAAUGUCAGUUCUCGUAUUUCGUAUCGCCAUUUUGGAUUGAGAUAAAGAAAGAAAAUCAAGAAACAUCCCCUUCGUAGUGAAAUAUUAAAGCGAAAUCUACUAGAAUUGGAAUACAAAGUGUGCAAUAGACUUAUUUCAGAUAAUAUUUUCGUGCCAGUUACGGAACAAGUGAAGUUGAUAGUUUUGUUUUGAUUAGUUAGCAACCAAACUAAAAAUGGCGUGUGCAACAUUGAAAAGAUCUUUGGAUUGGGAGCCCGUUUUGGGCGGACGGCCUGCGAAACGGAGGCGAUGUGUACCUUUCUGUUCGAGCCCCACACAAAGCGGAAUUGGAUCUCCAGGACCUUCGAGCAGUCCAACGGGAUCUUCGUCACCCAAGAGCUCAGUAUUUCCUGACGUUUUGAGCAAAACUUUGACUCCAGAAAACUUAAUCGACAAUCUAAAAACAGAAAUCAAAAGAUUGCAGAAGAGAAAACAACUACAGUACAACUGCAUGGAAACAUCAGAUGGAAGCAGUUCAGGUGGAGAAUCAUCUGAAUCUCCGUCUAGAUCAGAGAAGCCAUUAUUUACUUUUAGACAGGUGGGCAUGAUAUGCGAGCGUAUGCUUAGAGAACGUGAAGUAGAAAUUAGAGAAGAAUAUGACAAUGUUUUAACAGCCAAGCUAUCCGAGCAGUAUGAUGCCUUCGUUAAAUUUACCUAUGAUCAAAUCCAUAGAAAUUAUACCAAUACAGCAGUACCAAGUUACCUAUCGUAAGACGUGACGAAGUUUUCCAAGUCCGUAUAGCACUAAUGCUCUAGCCACUCUAUACAUUUAUUUAAAUAUCGUUUAUACACAUACGUUCACAUUACAUUAAUGACGAAUACAAGAAAACCGUAUAUAUUUGCCAGUCGCAAGAUGCCUUAGAAAUUUAUAUAUGUAUGUAUGAACAUAAUUAUAAUCCUUACAUUCUUGCAGACAGACAAAUUUUGUAUAUAUAUACUUAAUAUACCAUCAUUUUUGUAAUACUUUAGGUUGAUACGCAUAUUAUACUUGUUAUUUUUCUUGUACAUAUGUCUUUUGAUUUGCGUAUGGCUCGAGAUUUUUUAUGUCAUAGUGAUCGUUUAGACAGUUAGUUUGGCGCGAAGCAAAAAAUAUUCUUACAGAACUAGCCGGGCACGUUUUCUCGAACAAGAUGCAUUCCUGACGCUAGGCCAAAUGGCGGGUAACGAGACCCAAGAACGCCUAUAUAUGAUUCUGUAUUUGAUUUUCUAUAAUAAAUAUUGUUCCGACGA
Messenger RNA from Diabrotica virgifera virgifera (western corn rootworm), 1298 nucleotides. Its product is annotated as akirin. Lineage: Eukaryota; Metazoa; Arthropoda; Insecta; Coleoptera; Chrysomelidae. Gene Ontology annotation, biological process: positive regulation of innate immune response; positive regulation of transcription by RNA polymerase II. The record is from RefSeq and is a predicted model, not a curated record. The coding region runs from base 244 to 780 and encodes 178 amino acids. Gene Ontology annotation, cellular component: nucleus; chromatin. The transcript has 4 exons. Gene Ontology annotation, molecular function: transcription coregulator activity.